This is a messenger RNA of Myripristis murdjan (pinecone soldierfish), 1387 nucleotides long. RefSeq names its product coiled-coil domain containing 74B (gene ccdc74a). The transcript is spliced from 7 exons. NCBI's taxonomy places the organism in Eukaryota, Metazoa, Chordata, Actinopteri, Holocentriformes, Holocentridae. The record is from RefSeq and is a predicted model, not a curated record. The coding region runs from base 229 to 1200 and encodes 323 amino acids.
GCUUAGCUCCUCUCUGGUUGUAGCCGAUUAACGACAGUUACCGACAGUGGGGCGAGGUCGAUUAUGUCUUAAUAUUGUGCAGUUUAUAGUUAUAGUUAUACCAGUUAUAGUGUUAGUUAGUGUGUUAACAAACGUUAGCUGGCGUUAUAGCAACAAAUGCUAACGUUAGCAACAAGGGAGGCGGGGAUGCUCCAUUAGCUGAGUGAACUAGCUUUAACUGUAGCAGCGAUGUCAAGUCACAAUCUUCCGCCGGUGCGACAUUUGCCGCACUGGUCCCGCGUCGGAUGUCUUGAAAAUCCCUGCGCUCCUCGACCUGUACCACCGGCGGUCCACCUGCAGCCGCUGCCCGUGCCGCCUGCACCCCCUGCACCUCUUGCGGGCAGCGGGGCGGUGAGGGGAGCGGCGCCGGGACAGGUGUCACCUCACACCGUCACGGACACCCGCGUCGCUUCGCUGAAGAGAGAUAUCCAGUUCUUACAGGAGCAACACAAGGAUACCCUCCAGAAGCUCCAUGCUGAAGUCGAUUACCUCAGACGGGAGAAUAAAGAGUUGCACUAUACACUGAUAAUGGAUCCCCCCAAGUCAAGUAGAAAAGUGGCACGCAGUGACAGUCGACGAGGUGUUAGACCACCCACUCAGGGAAGUGAAGCCCCCAUGGGGAUCUACCUGGAGCAACCUCUGCAGGACACACGCUCCCUACAGGACCAGAAACACGCCAUCGGGGAGUGCACCAAAACCCUGGGAUCUUCCAGGUACGACUUUGGCGGAGAGCCAAAGGGGGGGCUCAUCACCUCAUUACAGCCCCUGCGGAUCCACAGCAGUCCCACCCAUCCACCUCGUGCUCCCACCCUGGAGGAGUGCGAGGUCAUCAUCCGGCAGCUGUACAACGCCAACAGCAUGCAGUCUCAAGAGAUUGUGCGUGUGAAGGCAUUGCUGAGGGACAUUGUGUUCAGCAAGAAAAUCACCCCAGAAAACUACAUUCUCACCAAGGCCUACCUUGCUGAUGGUGCACGCCAAGCUUCAGAGGUAGAGAGAUUUCCCCAGCUUGCCCUUCAAACACUUCCAAAGAAAACGUCUGCACCCCGUAAUGCUGGGGUGACUCUGCCAGCGCUCAAGCAGAGCCUGAGCUCCAGCAUCGCAGAGAGACAGAGGAGGAGCCAGGCUGUGCAGAGAACCCGCUUAAAAAGGACAGUGCAGUGACAUGUUGAGAAAUCAACACAGCAACAGCUACCUCCACCUCACUACUGGGGCUUCUCAAGGUCAUUCCAAAAAUAUCCUCUUACAGCCAUCUGAGAGUGGCCUCUGGAAUAAAUUUUAGUAUUUAUGUUCUAUCAUUUUAUAUUACUAAAAAUUCUUCUUCAGUGCAGAAAUCUACUCAUUAUGGACU